CGGGAGUCACGUGCCCGCAGGGAUCACGUGCCAGCAGCGCAACCAAUCGCUGGGCGGUGCUGUCCUGGGAGCGAGGAGGCUGCGGUGAGAGACGGACUGAGACCGGAGAUGUUUUCAAGCCCGGCCCCGGUGGCGUUAGUGGCGGUUGCAGCGGCGACGAAGACAACGACAGCGACAGCCACGCCGAGGCACUCGUUCAGGGGGUAAAUCCUCCUGCGCCGGCCGUGUCUCGAAUCCGUGCGGGCCAGGGGGGCGUGGCGACAGGAGAGGAGGAAGGAGGGGCGCGGUUUCGAGCCUGUCCCCGGCGCCUGGGAGGAGACCCUUCAGUUCUGCGCUGCUCUCGUCUCCCUUUCCCAGAGCAAGAUCCAGGAUGAGAAGACUGAUAAAAGAAGAAGCUAGCUGAACAGCUAUAAUAAGAUGCCCAAAUCUGGGUUCACAAAACCAGUUCAGAGUGAAAAUUCUGACAGUGACAGCAAUAUGGUAGAAAAAUCAUAUGGAAGAAAGAGUAAAGACAAGAUUGCAUCCUAUAGUAAAACUCCAAAAAUUGACCGAAGUGAUGUGGGCAAGGAUAUAAAAGAGAAAUCAUCCAUGAAACGUAAACUACCUUUUACCAUCAGCCCAUCAAGAAAUGAAGAACGAGAUUCAGACACAGAUUCAGAUCCAGGACAUACAAGUGAAAAUUGGGGGGAGAGACUUAUAUCUUCUUACAGGACAUACUCAGAGAAGGAAGGUCCAGAAAAGAAGAAAACAAAAAAGGAAACCGGAAAUAAGAAAUCUACACCAGUUAGCAUUCUUUUUGGUUAUCCACUCUCCGAACGAAAGCAGAUGGCACUUCUUAUGCAGAUGACAGCAAGAGACAACAGUCCAGAUUCCACACCAAAUCAUCCAUCACAAACAACACCAGCCCAAAAGAAAACUCCCAGUUCUUCAUCUCGACAAAAGGAUAAAGUUAAUAAAAGAAAUGAACGUGGUGAAACUCCUUUACACAUGGCAGCUAUUCGAGGAGAUGUGAAACAAGUCAAAGAAUUAAUCAGUUUAGGGGCAAAUGUAAACGUGAAAGAUUUUGCAGGUUGGACGCCACUGCAUGAAGCUUGCAAUGUUGGAUAUUAUGAUAUUGCUAAGAUACUCAUAGCAGCUGGAGCAGAUGUUAACACACAAGGAUUAGAUGAUGACACUCCACUCCAUGAUUCUGCUAGUAGUGGGCACAGAGAUAUAGUGAAGCUGUUACUUCGUCAUGGUGGAAAUCCAUUUCAAGCUAAUAAACAUGGAGAGCGUCCAGUGGAUGUAGCAGAAACGGAGGAGUUGGAGUUGCUGCUGAAAAGAGAGGUGCCUUUGUCAGAUGAUGAUGAGAGUUAUACAGAUUCUGAAGAGGCUCAGUCUGUAAAUCCUUCUAGUGUUGAUGAAAACAUAGACUCUGAAACAGAGAAAGACUCUCUCAUCUGUGAAAGUAAACAAAUACUUCCCUGUAAAGCACCUCUUCCAUCUGCCCUUGAUGAGUAUGAGUUCAAAGAUGACGAUGAUGAAGAAAUAAAUAAAAUGAUUGAUGACAGGCAUAUUCUUAGGAAAGAACAACGAAAAGAAAAUGAAUCUGAAGCAGAAAAGAAUAGUUUAUUUGUAAAACAAGAGAAAGCCUUCUAUUCUAAAUCAUUUAAAAGUAAAAAACAGAAGCCUUCCCGGGUUUUGUAUUCAAGUACUGAAAGUUCUGAUGAUGAAGUUCUUCAGAACAAAAAAGUUUCUGCUCCAUGUUCUGCUCCUGAAACAUCAAAUUCUGAUGCACAAACCAAAAAGGAGUAUGUAGUUUCAAGUGAACACAAACAGAAAGGCAAAGUUAAAAGAAAAUUAAAAAACCAAAACAAAAAUAAAGAGAACCAAGAGCUGAAGCAAGAAAAAGAGGGGAAAGAAAAUACCAGAGUAGCAAACUUGACAGUUAAUACUGCACAAGAUUGUUCAGAAAAGACCAGAGAGGAGGGAAAUUUUAGGAAAUCUUUUAGCCCUAAAGAUGAUACUUCAUUGCAUUUAUUUCACAUUUCAACUGGUAAAUCUCCCAAACAUUCUUGUGGUUUAAGUGAAAAACAGUCAACCUCACUAAAACAAGAACAUGCUAAAACUUGUUUAUCACCAGGAAGUUCUGAAAUGUCAUUACAACCUGACCUUGUUCGGUUUGAUAAUGCAGAAUCCGAAUUCUUGCCUGAAAGUUCAAGUGUAAAAUCUUGUAAACAUAAGGAAAAAAACAAACAUCAGAAAGAUUUCCACUUAGAAUUUGGUGAAAAAUCAAAUGCCAAAGUUAAAGAUGAAGAACAUAGUCCAACAUUUGAAAAUUCAGAAUGUACCCUUAAAAAAAUGGAUAAAGAGGGUAAAACUUUAAAAAAACAUAAAUUAAAACAUAAAGAACGAGAAAAAGAAAAGCAUAAAAAAGAAAUCGAAGGUGAAAAGGAAAAAUAUAAAAAUAAAGAUGGUGUUAAAGAACUACAGAGAAGUGUGGAAUUUGAUAGAGAAUUUUGGAAAGAGAACUUUUUUAAAAGUGAUGAAACUGAGGACCUAUUUCUAAAUAUGGAACAUGAGUCCCUAAUGUUAGGGAAAAAAUCAAAGUUGGAAAAAAACAUAAAAGAUGAUAAAUCAGCCAAAGAAAAGCAUAUCUCAAAAGAGAGAAACUUUAGAGAAGAACGAGAAAAGAUUAAAAAGGAAAAUGAGAAAUCUUUCAGGGAAGAAAAACUUAAAGAUCUCAAAGAAGAAAGAGAGAAUGUACCCACAGAUAAAGAACUAGAACUCAGUUCUUUGGGUGUAAGUGCCAAUGAGGACUCUAUCGUGGUACAUUCAGUGGAAAAGGAAAUAGACAUUGAAAAACAAGAAAAGCAUAUAAAAGAAAGUAAGGAAAGAUCCGAAAAGCGAUUCCAAAUUAAAGAAAAAGACAUUGAGAAGACUGAAAGGAAAAACUGUGAAAAAGAGAAAAAGAUAAAACAUGAGCAUAAGUCAGAAAAAGACAAAUUAGAGCUUAGUGAAUGUACUGACAGAAUGAAAGAAAAGGACAAGCUAUAUUCACAUCACACAGAAAAAUGCCAUAAGGAAGGUGAGAAGAUCAAAAACAUUACUAUUAUUAAAAAAACUGAUGACCGAGAUAAAAGUAGAGAAAAGAUGGACAGAAAACAUGACAAAGAAAAACCUGAAAGAGAAAGACAUCUAGUGGAAAGUAAAGAAAAGCACUUGACAGAGAAAAGAAAUAAAUCAGAUAAUAUUGAGUAUAUUAAAUCAGAAAAAGGCAAAAAUAAAGAAAAAGACAGGGAGGUAGAUAAAAAGGAAAAAUCUAGAGAUAAAGAAAGUGUAAAUAUAACUAACUCCAAACACUUACAGGAAGAAAAAAAGUCGAGUAUAGUAGAGAGUUGUAAAGCACAACAUGAAAAAACCUUAUCCCUUAAAGAAAAAACAAAAGAUGAACCCUUGAAAAUUCCAGAUGGAAAAGAGAAAGAUAAAAAAGAUAAAGAUAUAGAUAGAUACAAAGAACGAGACAAACAUAAAGAUAAAACCCAACCAAAUAGUUUACUCAAACUAAAAUCUGAAGCAGAUAAGCCUAAACCUAAGUCAUCACCAGCAUCAAAAGAUGCUCGCCCUAAAGAAAAGAGGUUAGUGAAUGAUGAUUUAAUGCAGACUAGUUUUGAACGAAUGCUAAGCCUUAAAGACCUAGAAAUAGAACAGUGGCAUAAAAAACAUAAGGAAAAAAUUAAGCAAAAAGAAAAGGAACGAUUGAGAAAUCGCAGUUGUUUAGAACUUAAGGUAAAAGAUAAAGAAAAAAAACAUGCACUAACUGAAUCCAAAAAUAAAGAACUUACUAGGUCAAAGAGUUCAGAGUUGACUGAUGCUUAUAACAAGGAGAAAGUGUCUAAAGAUGCUGUAAGUAAUAGAUCACAAUCUGUCGACACCAAAAAUACAGUGAAUUUAGGGAAAUCAUCAUUUGUCUCAGAUAAUAGCGUAAAUAGGUCUCCUAGAUCAGAAAGUGAGAAACCAGGUCUUAGCUCCAGAUCUGUGUCCAUGAUUUCUGUUGCUAGUUCAGAAGAUUCUUGCCAUACUACAGUGACUACCCCAAGGCCUCCAGUUGAGUAUGAUUCUGACUUUAUGUUAGAGGGUUCAGAGUCCCAAAUGUCCUUUUCCCAGUCACCUUUUUUGCCAGUUGCUAAAUCUCCUGCCCUUCAUGAAAGGGAAUUGGAUAGCUUAGCUGAACUACCAGAGCGUAUUAAACCACAGUAUGCAAGCAGACUUCCAACAUCCCAUCUCAGGUCGUCAUCUGUAGAAGAUGUUAAAUUAAUUAUAAAUGAGGGGAGACCUGCUGUAGAAGUGCGAAGAUGUAGCAUGCCAUCUGUCAUUUGUGAACAUACAAAGCAGUUCCAAACCAUAGCAGAAGAAAGCAAUCAAGGUAGCUACUUAGCUGUGCCAAGAGAUUUUUGUUCUUCUCCAAAACCUGAGGUAUCCUUAAAUGUGCCUGAAAGAGACCUUUCAAAUGUGUCUACCAUACAUUCCAGUUUUGCAGCCUCUCCAACUAGAUCUGUGAACAGCAAAUACAUUUCAGCUGAUCUAAAUGUUAUCAGGAGUACUGCUGCAAUGGGCACUUUAGUGGACAGUCCUGUGCCUUUAGAGUCAUCUAAUCAAGUUGGUGUUAUCCAAAAUAAAUCAUGGGAAAUUCCUGUUGAUAGGCUGGAGUCAUUAAGCACCAGUGACUUUAUCUGCCCUAAUUCUAGUACACCAGAUCAAGAUUCCUCCAUUCAAGGUGUUUGUAAUUCUGAAAACAAAAUGUUGAAGGAGCAGAAUGCUGAUUUUUUGUCCCUGCCCCAGACUGAACUGCCAGGAAAUUCCUGUGCUCAGGAUCCAGCAUCCUUUCUGCCUUCACAGCAACCUUGCUCUUUUCCCAGCCAGUCACUUUCAGAUGCUGAAUCUAUUUCUAAACAUAUGUCUUUGUCGUAUGUUGUCAAUCAAGAACCAGUUACUUUGCAACAGAAAAACGCAGUUCAGAUUGUCAGUUCUGUUUUAGAUACUGAUACUGAAUCUAUAAAAGAUACAGAAAAUACUUUUGUCCUAGCAGACGUUCAAAAGACAGAUACCUUUGUCCCACUAUACUCUGAAAGCACUGUUCAAGAACCAUCACCAAGCUUUGAUAAGACUGACACUUUACAAUCAGAAAAGGAUUUUAAUGGAAGUGAUGCCUCUUCCCAGCUAAAUACACAUUAUUCAUUUAGUAAGGUAACUUAUAAGUCUUCCAACAGCCAUGAAGUUGAGAAUAACACAACAGAUAUUCAGGUUAUUUCACGUGAAAGAGAAGGCAAAUUGGAAAGUAUGGUUUUAACUCAUUUGAGUAAGUGUGAUUCCGAUUUAUGUGAAAUUAAUGUGGUGGUGCCAAAAGAAAACCUAAAUGAACAAGAUAAUCCAAAACUUUGUCCUGAAAGUGAAAAAUGUUUGCUUUCCAUCGAAGAUGAUGAAUCUCAGCAGAGCACUUUAUCAAGUCUGGAAAACCAUUCACAGCAGUCAGCUCAACCAGAAAUGCAUAAAUAUAGCCAGUUGGUUAAAGUAGAAUUAGAAGAAAAUACUGAAGAUGAUAAAAUUGAAAAUCAAAUUCCUCAAAGACUGACUAGAAACAAAGCAAAUACAAUGGCAAAUCAGAGCAAACAGAUUCUUGCUGGCUGUGCAGUGUUAACCGAAAAAGACAGUGAAUCUUCAUCUCCUAGAGGAAGAAUAAGAUUAACUGAAGAAGAUGAUCCUCAAAUUCACCAUCCACGGAAAAGGAAAGUGUCACGUGUACCUCAGCCUGUGCAAGUGAGUCCGUCUUUACUACAAGCGAAAGAGAAAACUCAGCAAUCUCUGGCAGCCAUUGUAGAUUCUCUGAAGCUAGAUGAGAUUCAGCCAUACAGUUCAGAGAGAGCAAAUCCAUAUUUUGAAUAUUUGCACAUAAGAAAAAAAAUUGAAGAAAAGCGCAAAUUAUUGUGUAGUGUUAUUCCUCAAGCACCUCAGUAUUAUGAUGAAUAUGUAACAUUUAAUGGAUCAUAUCUCCUGGAUGGAAAUCCCUUAAGCAAGAUUUGUAUUCCCACAAUUACACCACCACCUUCACUGUCAGAUCCACUUAAAGAGCUUUUUCGACAACAAGAAGUUGUAAGGAUGAAACUACGUUUGCAACACAGUAUUGAGAGGGAAAAACUCAUUGUAUCAAAUGAACAGGAAGUUCUACGAGUUCAUUAUAGAGCUGCAAGAACAUUGGCAAAUCAAACACUGCCAUUUAGUGCUUGUACUGUUUUACUGGAUGCGGAAGUAUACAAUGUACCUUUGGACUCUCAGUCUGAUGACAGUAAAACUUCUGUGAGGGAUCGCUUUAAUGCAAGACAAUUCAUGUCUUGGUUACAAGAUGUGGAUGAUAAGUUUGACAAAUUAAAGACAUGUCUUUUAAUGAGGCAACAACAUGAAGCUGCGGCUUUAAAUGCCGUCCAGAGACUAGAAUGGCAGCUGAAACUCCAGGAACUUGAUCCCGCCACGUAUAAAUCUAUCAGCAUUUACGAAAUCCAGGAGUUUUAUGUCCCCCUUGUUGAUGUUAAUGAUGAUUUUGAAUUGACUCCUAUAUAGUGGCAUUACUUCUUGAUGAUGUCAUUCUAAACUGAUGAUGCUCAAGCAUUGUAUACUGUGGAAUACUGCCUUUUGACAAAAAUGCUGAUAUUAUGCCUUUACGAUUGUUAGUAAAGUUCAACUAAGUUGGCUAUGUAGGAAACACUGUCAUUUUAUAAAAAUGAAGAAAAUUGUCUUAGAUCUUAGAUACAAUCACAGUUUCUAACAAAAAGCUCUUAUUUAUAUUGGUGGAAGGUAACUAUUGCAUUAGCGCAUGUGGCAGACUGUGGUACAUAUUUAAAAAGUAGAGGAUUGGCUAACAGCGCUGGAAGUUGUUAGCAUUGUAGAGAACAUUCUAAAGAGAUAACCACUAGUAUUCAAAUCUAUUUCAGGUUUUAUUAAAAGUCUAUCAGUAAACUAAAAGGUUCAAUUCCCACCAAAUAGUUUCUAAUGUGGAAGAAAACUUGGCACAAAACUUCUUCAGUUUAUUAUAUCUGUAAAUUAACUGUACAGUAUUCUUUUCAAAAGUUUUAAUAUUGUCUUCCUUUUUAAUAACUUAUUUUAUACAUAUUGUGCAGAUGUAAAUCUUGUAAUUAAUGGCCAAAAUAUAUACAAAGGGAUUGAUAGUCAAAACAUGUACAAAGGAAUAACUGUUAAACUGUUUUGUCUAAUGUUUUAUUGGACCAAAGUUGUAGUUUGUAUGAAGUGUAAUAGUAGUGUGUUCAGGUAGCAAAACUUUUAAAUAAGGCAUGCAUGUGUUUGAGUUAGCUUGUUUUCAUCCUCAUAACUGUAAAGGUUGUGACUUAGUUGUAUUGCAUGCUUCCUAUAAUUUAACUCUCCAUAAUCGAUGCCUGGAACAGUGUAAGGCGUUUCAUACUAGUCUUCUGUGUGAUGGAGCCUGUGACUUACUAUGUGGGACAUAUUAUUUAGAAUUAGUCAUACAAAGAAACUUAGCUCUCUUUCAUCUCACAGUAGAGCCUCUUUCCCCAUGGGGGAAAAAAUGCCUUUGAAUGAAAAUUGUAAAUGUCUAUUUUAAUACUCAACUAUGAAAGAAUCUGUGAAUAUAUGUAAAUAUGUUUAAUAAAUUUUAUUGGUCAUGUUAAAUCAUUGUAAAACUUUUUUACAUUGCUUAAAUUUAAUGUUUUAAGCUUAAUAACCUUUGCACUUUUAAAAUAAAAACUGAGUACUUAAAUCAAAAAAGAGAGAUUGGUAGUCAAAAUAAGUUAAAAGAAGCUUAGAAAUAUUCCAGUCAGUCUCUUGAAUGUUUAUGAAAAAUUGACUAAUAUGUUGUAUUUUUUUCCUUGUAUCAAGAUGCAAAACAUAUAAUUUGCAAAAUUUUAUAAAAUUUGGUAUGCUGUUUUAUAAUAACAGAGUUAGCAAUAGACUUAGAAAAAGUCCAAUUUCUCCUGUAACAUGGUGUAGAUUAAAUAAUCAGGAAUAUUUCACAUCUGAAACCUGCUGCUGGACUUGUUAAACAUUUUUGAAAGAAAAAUUAGGUAGGUGUAAAAUUCAUCAUAAGUAUAUGAAAUAAAAUUUACAAAACUUUCCGUAAUACUUGCAUAAAUUAUAAAAUAUACUGAUUAUUUUCUACUCUGAUAUAGAAAAGUGAAAAUAUAUGAGGAAUGAAGUAAUAAUUAAAUUCAGUUGGAAAUCCCAGCUAAUGGGAAAGAAUGUAAAAUUUUUGAGUGCAAAGGUACAUAUUAAGCUUUAAGCUUAGGGAUUUUUGAAUUUUUACAUCAAUUUAUAUUUUAAUUCUUACUGUACUUGGCAUGCGCAAUAAAGCAGCACGUGUAAAAAAAAAAUACACAGUGCAAGGACUUUAUUAUAAAGGUUGGAUGUUCUUUUCUUUAGAAAUUUAGGUGAGAGAUUUUGGCCUUUUUUAUUGAAUAAAUUGGGCCAGAAAGGCAGGGUAGAUUUUUGAAGCACUGGUUUUGUUGAAGUUAUGUUUAUUAAGGCUGAGAAUGUUAAAAGCUAAUUUAUAAAAGCAAUACUUUUUAAUAUGAAAAACUUAAUGCAGUUUGUUUAUACUUUUGCCUAAAAAGGAAAUUUGUUGGGAUAGCCUUGCGAAUCAUAAAAGUCAAAAACUAGAUUCUUGAGCAUUAAAGUUAUAGAAAAUAAGAGGGGGUAAGUUUAUAGAGCAUUUUGUUCUGUGGUUCAGCCAGAGAAGGGGAGGAAAUAUCACUAUUUGGCCAAAUAGAACAAGCGCCAGAAGAAAAAAGCAAGCAGGAGUCUAGAGAAUUUUUACUCCUCCCAGCUUUUUAGUCUUAGCCACAGUUAUCACCCCCUUUAAUGUACCUCAGAAAGCUGGGGACCUCUCUGCCAUGAUUCUGCUUCUACAAAUUUCCUUUGUGAAGUGACUAAAAGCUAAUUGGCAUACCUUACAAGAAAAGUUAAUGCCUUCUCAUUGGAAAUUUAAAAUCAAGUAAAAUAGUUAAGGGCUUUGAUAUUAAAUGUAUUCUGAAGCUCUGAAAUGCGAGAAAAAAUUUGGAAUGCAGUAUAUGCCUGUAAAAGUUUUGGAUUCUGAAAGAAAAUAAAUGAUGGUUAGUUUAAUCAGUAAUUCUUUUUAAAUUAUUCAAAUAUCAUGAACAAGAUACUAAAUUGUACCUAAGAAUUUGUAUUUCUUUAAAUCUUGUUCUAAAUCAUAUCUGUUUAAUAAAUGACUAGUUGAUAUUUGUGCAUGUUAUUUAAUAAAGAGUUAUAUUUUUAUAGAAAAAUAAGAGUGAAAUGUGUGCUAAAUGUUUUGUUUUUGUUUUUGUUUUUUUACUUAAUUUUUACACUCUCUUAUAACUGUAAGCCAAACAUCAAUGUUUACCUGGGCAAGUAGCAAAAUUAUAGAAAUAUUAAUCCCAAGAAAACAAACAUCUGAGGAAUUAGCCUUCCACAUUCAAAUCUAUUCAGAAAUGAGAAGUCUCGCAAAUGAUUUUUUUAAGUAUUAGACAUGCUGCAAACUUUGUAAUUGCAAAAUCUCAAGAAGAGGCCCUAAAGUUCAUUUUAAUAGGACAUAAGCAUCAUACAAUUACUCCAGGAAUUGAGUACAGAGCUAGGUAUGUAUUUUCCCCAAAAGUUAGGAAACUUAUUUUCUGUUUCUAAUAUUCUGACACAUAAAAACCCAAGUUUUUAUGUAGAGGAAAUUGACUAUUUCAAACUCCUAAGAUAGUAUUCUCUUUUUAUGUUUAAACAAAGCAUCUUCUUUAUUUAAAAAAAAAAUCUAACAUUUAAGGCACAUAAAUUAUUACAAGAGAUAACCUUCAGAAAGACUUGUAUGAAGUUUAAUAAUUAAAAUAUCUUGUAAUUCAUCAUUUUCUUACAGGCUUCUAGAGAACCUUCUGUAUCUGAAAUGGAGUUUUGUUUAAAGCCUCCACAGGAGUAGUCACCCAAAUUAUUUCCAGUAAGUAAAACCAUGAUUUACUGACAAAACUGAGGUAAUUAAGGUUUAAAUGAUUCAGUUAAUCAAACUAGCUAAAAAGAUUUUUUUAAAAAAGCUAGAAUUGCAAAUACUAGCAUAAAAACAGCAGAAAAUCCGACUUUGGAUUGGCUGAGUUUACCAAUAAAGUGCUACACAGUAUCUGCAAAUAAUACAAUUUUUUCAUACGUGUGCAGUAUCUUAAAAAGAGCGCAUAAGUUUUUAGAUAAACACAGUGCUUGCUUGAGUGGGAAUUCAGUUUUAUUAGGUGGAUUAUAUACUCAAGAGAAUCUAAAAGAUAUAUGGAGCACAUUCAACUCUUGAGUUUUUAAAUACAUUUUCUUAAAAACUCAUACCAUUUUGUCCCUCACUUUAAAAAAAUAGUGGUGCUGUUAAUGUAUAUCAGAAACAUAGCAUAGGUUUACUGGUUUAAAAAUGCUAUUUUUCUGUCCCUCUGCAUAAGAGAAUAUUUAUCAGUAUCUUUUUUUAAUUGUUAUAAUUUAUAUUCAAUAAAAAUACCUAAGUCAUAAGGCAGUUUGAUGAAUCCUGAUAGAUAUAAAUGCAUUACCAUCACCUAAAUUAAGAUCAUUAUAAACACUUCCAUCACUCCAUAAAGUUUCCUCCUGCCUUUUUCUAGUCAAUGCUCUCUUCCUUAGAUGUGAUCACUGUGCUAAUUUCCAUCACUAUAUAUUAUUGAGUUGUUAGAAAAGUCAUGAUGUAUUUUUUCGGUGUGUUUUAUGCAAAAAAUGCAUCAUGACUUUGCCGACAACCCAAUAGUUAACUAGUCUUCAACUUCAUAGCAAUAGAAUUAUCUAGUAUGUACUCUUGUGUCUGCCCUUUUUCUGUCAACAUAAGGUUUUGAGAGUCAUCCAUGUUUCUUAUAUUAGUAAUGAGUAGUAAUUUAUUAAUGAGUAGUAGUGUGUUGUACAAAUGUGUUAUGUUAAUUCAUUAUAUUGUUGCGAGUGGUUGGAUUGUUUUCCGUUUGGGACUUGUGAAUAAACCUGCUAUGAACAUGUA
This is a messenger RNA of Tupaia belangeri chinensis (Chinese tree shrew), 10993 nucleotides long. It is a transcript of the gene ANKRD12, whose product is annotated as ankyrin repeat domain 12. The record is from RefSeq and is a predicted model, not a curated record. Gene Ontology annotation, molecular function: protein binding. The coding region runs from base 418 to 6594 and encodes 2058 amino acids. The transcript has 13 exons. NCBI's taxonomy places the organism in Eukaryota, Metazoa, Chordata, Mammalia, Scandentia, Tupaiidae. Gene Ontology annotation, cellular component: nucleoplasm.